AUGUGGAAAAGCGCGAAGAACACAGAUGCCCCCACCAACAGACGAUGUUUCUCACUCGUCCAUCAAUACAUUCAGCGUUUUAAUGAGGUGUCUGGCAGCAAGUCAGCCGUCAUCCGGAAAAGAUCUAAGACUCCAGGAGUGAUGAUCACACAGUAUGUAGUCGACAUACCAGAGGGAAAGAGCACCCCAGAUUUUCAGACUAAACCGAUACCAGUAACUAUCAAGGAAGGGAAAGUAGCCAUUUUCAAGGUUGUGGUGAUAGGGGAUCCGAAACCAGAAGUGUCAUGGAGAAGAGCUAAAGGGCCUAUUUCAGACAAGAACAAAUUUCAGAGUAAAUAUGAUGAAUCAACUGGAGAGCAUAUGUUAGAGAUUAUCAAAGUGUCUGGUGCGGAAACAGACACAUACAAAUGCUAUGCUGCCAACGAAUAUGGAAAAGCUGUCUGCUCAACAACAUUAAACGUGAUUGAGGCUUUGAAAAAUCCCUCAGACUUCAGAAAAUUGCUGCGGAGAAGUAAAGUAGAGGGAAAAGCAGAAGGGGAAAAUGAUGAAAGAUUCUGGGAAGCAAUGCUGAAUGCUGACAAGAAAGACUACGAGCGCAUCUGUACCGAGUUUGGUGUUGCAGACUUACAUUUGAUUCUCAAGAAACUGGAAGAGAAGAAGAAGGAGAGGGCGCAAAAUAAGUGUAAGGACGGUGCGAUUCCACAUGAUGAAGUCAGAACAGAGAAUAACAGCCUAUCGAGUGCUGGGAGGACGAAAAAUUCUAAUAUCAAGGGCCUGAUGCAAAAGGGCACGGGGCUCGAUCAGUUUGAUGGAGAGGUCAACCUCCUCGACACCGGGCUGAAUCUGACGGAUAAAGAGGCCGCCCUUCUCUCUACAGAAUUUAAACUUUCCGAUGUGGACUUUGUUAUCAAAAUCCAGGAGCUUAAAGCUAUAGAAAGAGAGGAUGCCCUAUUUGCGUGUGUCCUAACACACCCACUACCCAAGAUCACAUGGAUGGGCAAGGGCAGCACCCUGGAGGAUGGAGAGAAGUACAGCAUAACCGUGUCAGACCACAAACUGAUCCACCGGCUGCUGAUCAAAGACUGCAGCCUGCUGGACAAAGGCAUCUAUUCAGCUGUGGCCGGCAUUACGUCCUGCAGUGCCUGGCUGGUUGUUCAAGCUGAGAGUGACCCUGCAUCGGCCGAGCUGAAGAGAGCUCGUAAAACUGCCUUGGCAAGUGGAGCACUGAUCGACCUUGAGAAGGCGGCCAAAGAGCAACAAAUAAAAAGCCGAGAGGAGAUGGAGAAGAUUUUAGCAGCAGUAAAAGCAAAACACAUGGAAGGACAAGUGAAGGAAGGGAAGUCAAUAACCGCAAGUGGAAGAGAUGGUAAAAUAAGUGCAGUCACUGGAACUGGGAUAAACAGCGGAGCAGAAGCUGAUGUCCUGUCUGAGCAAACAGGGAGCAAUAAGAAAGCCAAGAUCAAAAACUCUAGAGGAAAUGGCACAGAAACUAGAUUAGACGCUUCAGGGUGUGUCACACAAGCAGGAGGGCAACGUACAGGUGACCCUAAGAACAAGAAGCGCAUCAGAUCUGGUCAAGGGGAUUUUGACAAGGUAACAGGGCAAGAUCCAAAUGAACUAGCAAGUGACGCUGAAGCAAGUGACGGUGAUGAGAGUGUGGACUCCACUGGCCAGGUCAAGCAUUCAAGUUGUUCAAAGCAAAGACGGCAACGACAGAAAGCUGUCAGUGGGCAAGAUCCAAAUGAACUAGCAAGUGACGCUGAAGCAAGUGACGGUGAUGAGAGUGUGGACUCCACUGGCCAGGUCAAGCAUUCAAGUUGUUCAAAGCAAAGACGGCAACGACAGAAAGCUGGCAAUGGGCAAGAUCCAAAUGAACUAGCAAGUGACGCUGAAGCAAGUGACGGUGAUGAGAGUGUGGACUCCACUGGCCAGGUCAAGCAUUCAAGUUGUUCAAAGCAAAGAAGGCAACGAGAGAAAGCUGUCAGUGACCACAGUGAGUAUGACGAGACUGAAGACGCAGCUGGCACAGCCAAACAUUCAAGGCGUAAAAGACAAGGCCCGCUGAUAGAAGAUGUGGUGAUUGAUCCAGGGGUUCAUUUCAUCUGUGGUUUGUCUGAUGUCAAUGCCAUCAUCAAUGAGACUGCUGAGUUAACAUGUAAGCUCAGCAGUGAGGACUGCGAGGGAGCCUGGUUCAGAGACGGCAAAAAGAUAUCCCCAGAUGACAAUUUCAUUGUGACUAAAGAUGGUGCGAUCCAUAAAUUAGUCAUAAUCAGGUGCGAGGAAGAGCACUCUGGGAAAUACCGCUUUGAGGCAGAUGGUCGUAAAACAGAUGCGAUGAUCAACGUCAAAGAUCCCCCAAGGUUUGACCCCGAAGAACUCCGUGCUUUCACUGAGCCUGUGACAGUUAAAGUGGGGCACAACGCCAUCUUCAAACUGCAUUUUGUUGGCCAUGAACCAAUAAAGAUUAGGUGGUACAAAGAGGAAGAAGAGCUCCUUGAUGACAACAACACAAAGACAGAGAAAUCUGCAAGUCACAGCCGCUUGCUCCUGAGCAGGUGCCAGAGGAAGGACACGGGAGAGAUCAAGAUUAAGAUCAAGAACGAACAUGGCUUCAUUGAGGCAAUCUCACAGUUAAUUGUGCUUGACAAACCCACUUCACCCCUGGGUCCUGCAGAGGUAGCAGAGAGCUCAGCUAUUUGUAUUGAAUUUAGGUGGAGGCCUCCGAAGGAUGACGGCGGCUCACCGGUGAUUAACUACAUGAUUGAGCGACAGCAGGUGGGCCGAAACACCUGGAAGAAAUUAGGGGAAAUCCCAGGUGUGCCCAGCUAUCGCGAUACAGACGUGGACCAUGGCCGGAAAUAUUGUUACCGUAUCCGGGCAGUUACCGCCGAGGGUACAAGUGAAGUGAUGGAGACAGAUGAAAUGCAAGCUGGCACACUAGCUUUUCCUGGCCCUCCAGCACCUCCAACGGUUGUCAGCGCCUACGACGACUGUGUCAACAUUUCCUGGGUUUCACCGAGUAACACAGGAAGUUCACGUGUCCUGGGCUAUAUCUUAGAGAAACGCAAGAAGGGGAGUAACCUCUGGUCCGUUGUCAAUGCCAUGGAUGAACUGAUAAAAGAGAAGAAAUAUGCAGUGAAAGAUGUUGUGGCAGGAAUCGAAUAUGAGUUCAGGAUCACAGCCAUAAACCUCUCAGGAGUUGGUGAAUUUAGCAACGCCUCAGAGUUUGUUUUUGCACGGGAUCCAAAGAAGCCUCCUGGUAAAGUAACAAACCUGAAGGUGACAGAAACUUCUUACACCCACUUGGUCCUGACUUGGACCAAACCGGAGGAUAAACCAGGGAUACAGGAUGAAGCCAAGGGGUAUUUUGUUGAGAUCCGACCUGCAGAGUGCCUUGAAUGGUCCCGCUGCAAUACCACUGUCAUCAUCACGACUUCUUUCAGCGUGAAGGGCCUCAGGUCCAUGAACAUGUACUGGGUGAGAGUGAUUGCGACCAAUGAUGGAGGAGAAAGUCCUCCCGAGGAGCUGGCUAACUAUGUCCUUGCAAUGCCCUCACCUGUGAGGCCAAAGUUCACAAACCACAAGAUGAAGAGCUUCAUGGUGGUGAGGGCAGGGAACUCUGUCAGGAUCACAGUGAACUUUGAGGCCUCCCCUCGGCCAAAUAUUAUGUGGCUAAAGGACAACGUGCCAGUGACAAAACGAGUCACAAUCAGUAACUCUGACGGCUCAUCCCAGAUGCUGAUCCCCUCGUCUGAGCGCUCUGAUUCUGGUAUCUACUCCAUUUUGGUGAAAAAUCUUGCAGGACAGGAGACAUUCAGUACAGAGGUCAGGGUCACAGAUGAUCCAAAGCCUCCUGGACCGGUAGAACUGGAUGAAAACGUGCCCGGCACAGUGACAGUGAUCUGGGAGCCUUCUCCCGAUGAGAAGCGCGAUGACCGCCUCCACUACACAGUGUCCAAGCUGGACUCUACCAAAAGCACAUGGACCACAGUGGCUGACAGACUCUUCAAUAACAAGUUCACAAUCUGCAACAUCAUGCCGGGGAGGGAAUAUCACUUCCGGGUGUAUGCCAAAAACGACAUGGGCGUAUCCGCACCGUCAGAGUCGCCAACCUGUGGGACGGAGAAGAAGAAAGAAAAAUUUGUGGUGAGCGUACCGACCAGAAAGGACUGUGAUUUGCGAUGUGCUCCAACCUUCAUUGUACCUUUGAAGCUUCACAUUGCACCCAAAGGCUAUGAAUGCUAUAUGAGCUGUGCGGUGAAGGGAAACCCCCCGCCUCGCAUCACGUGGUAUCGCAAUCACGUCAGCCUCAACACUAAUGCCAACUACUACAUCUCCAACACCUGCGGAGUUUGCUCCAUGUUGAUUCUCCUCGUAGGCCCCAAAGACAUGGGGGAGUACACCAUCGCAGCAGAGAACGCCCUCGGACGGGCCGAGUGCUCCACCGUCCUCAGUGUCAGAGAGUGAAGAAACUAAAGGCAACAACAUAUGAGCAG
Molecule: messenger RNA, 4496 nt
Organism: Anoplopoma fimbria (sablefish)
Lineage: Eukaryota; Metazoa; Chordata; Actinopteri; Perciformes; Anoplopomatidae
Product: immunoglobulin-like and fibronectin type III domain-containing protein 1
Exons: 26
Coding region: 1-4467 (1488 amino acids)
Molecular function (GO): protein binding
Source: RefSeq, a predicted model, not a curated record